Rhizoctonia solani is the source of this 1065-nucleotide messenger RNA. Its product is annotated as dynamitin domain-containing protein. Gene Ontology annotation, cellular component: dynactin complex; cytoplasm. Gene Ontology annotation, biological process: mitotic spindle organization. NCBI's taxonomy places the organism in Eukaryota, Fungi, Basidiomycota, Agaricomycetes, Cantharellales, Ceratobasidiaceae. Bases 1 to 1065 code for a protein of 354 amino acids. The record is from RefSeq and is a predicted model, not a curated record. The transcript has 6 exons.
AUGAGUGCAGCCAAGUACGCGAACUUGCCUGACAUAGACCUAGAGGGGCAUGAUGUCUAUGAAACGCCGGACGUUCCACCAUCGCCUACUGAGGUCGAAUCUGAUGACGAAAAAGAUGCCGCUCGCGUUAGGGGCACUGCUAAUCGACCGGGUCAGGGUGAGCUUGACAACGAACCGCUGCCAUCGACAGAGACCUCGGGCCGAUUCUUCAGACACGCAGAGAGGAGAGCUCGCCGCCAGCGCGAGCUCUACUCGUAUCCUGAUUCGUCAUAUUCGUCUUCCAGGUCCCCCUCACCUUCACGCUCAAACCUACCUCUAUCUCAGCGGAUUGAACUUAUGAAGAAUGAAUUGGCCAACUCGAAGCCGAAGCUUCGUACAAGGUUAAUCAACGCCAUGGCCAACGGCAAGAACAAGGAUAAGGCAAAGCCCGAGGCCGAUAGCUCAGUGCGGAACGUGGUCCCCCACAGCGCCCAGCCGGAGAUUGCCAUUCCACAUGGUGGAGGAGUAGUCGAUAUGGACCAGCGUAUUGCGCAACUUGAGAAACUUAUCGGUGCUUCGGGAACAUCGCUCGAUGAAUCAUCGCCCCUGCCCCAGCCGCUUCUACCCCACUUGACACGGAUAUCCAAUCUCCUCACUCUCCUGGCUCAGCCUCGCCAUAUCGACUCUAUCUCGCGUCGUCUCAAAUUGCUAUUGACCGACUUGGAACGCUACAGUGCAUCCGGGACCCCUUCGGGCCCUGGGGCACCAUUGCCCCCUGCAUUGGCCGAACUUGCGCCACUCCUACAACGACUCGCACCACACAUCACGACUAUCCCCGCCGUUCUAGCCCGUCUACGAACAUUGAGUGCGCUCCACGCUUCAGCCGCCGGCUUUGGGGAUGCCGUCAGCGGUCUGGAGGAAGACCAGCGGAGGCUAAGGGCAGGCCUAGCCGAUCUCGAAGAGGCAGUCAAGGGCCUUGAAGGCAGUAUCAGCGACAACUCGGGAACUAUCACUCGCAACGUGGAGGGUUUGGAGACGAGAAUAUCAUCGCUCGAAGAAAGAUUGGCAGGGUUAUCGGCAGUGUAG